Neoarthrinium moseri is the source of this 597-nucleotide messenger RNA. RefSeq lists its product as uncharacterized. NCBI's taxonomy places the organism in Eukaryota, Fungi, Ascomycota, Sordariomycetes, Amphisphaeriales, Apiosporaceae. The transcript has a single exon. The coding region runs from base 1 to 597 and encodes 198 amino acids. The record is from RefSeq and is a predicted model, not a curated record.
AUGGGUUUCAUCACCGCCAAGAAACUGAUUGCCAAGGCCGGCAAGGGCGCAGCCACGAAACAGAUCGGGCUGUACGAGAACAUCGCGCGGUGGGCGGCCCGGGGUAUCCAGCUGGUGUUCGCUCUCGUCGUCGUAGGGUUGUACGCGCACCGGGUGGACGAGGACCGGCGGGCCGGGCGGGCCCAGUCGGCGGCGUGGGCGUACGCGACGGUGGUGGCCGGCAUGUCCUGCAUCACCUGCGUCGUCUACGCCAUCCCGUUCGCGCCCGUGCACCGGCUCUUCGCGUGGGACCUGACCUUGUUCAUCCUGUGGAUCGCCGUGUUCGGCACCUUUGCCAACAUCUUCCUCAAGCGGGAGGAGGACGAGUACGAGGGCACCAGCGUCCGCGUCAUGAAGGUUGGCGUCUGGAUCGACCUCGUCAACUGCCUGCUGUGGCUGGCCACGGGCGCGUACGGCUCGUUCCGCACAUUCCUCGGUAGAAAGGCCAAGGGCUUGGAGAACAAGCUGGACGGCACGUUCGAUGCGUGGGAGAGCAAGGCCAAGAACAAGGUGGCGGAGAAGGUCGGGUUCCCUCCUGCUGCGCAUCUCCAGGUGUAA